Schizophyllum commune H4-8 is the source of this 1976-nucleotide messenger RNA. RefSeq names its product FAD/NAD(P)-binding domain-containing protein. The record is from RefSeq and is a predicted model, not a curated record. The coding region runs from base 323 to 1885 and encodes 520 amino acids. The transcript is spliced from 6 exons. NCBI's taxonomy places the organism in Eukaryota, Fungi, Basidiomycota, Agaricomycetes, Agaricales, Schizophyllaceae.
GCAUGCUUACACGUAAAGGCAUGCAUUCAGUUGCUUGUUUUGCGGUGAUGCGAAGACACGCUAUAGCAGCUCACGCGACUAGUUGAACUGAUGGUACAGGCGCGAAUUCCUCGUAUUUACGGACCGCCUAUUCAGCGGCACGCAUCUCGUGCUCGCGCAAAGGCUGUCUGCCCACGCCCGCAAGGCCGUUUAGGGAACAGCCAGCUCGCCUACCGGGAAAUGGGGCGCUAAAUCCGUCAGUGACUGUGAUGCGUUCACGUGCACACCGAAGUUUGGGACUCAUCGAUUCGUCUCUUGCCUCUGAGUGCCAAGCAGGAAGCCCAUGUCAGGUAGCGAGGAUCUGCGCUUCGAUUGUGUUGUGAUCGGGUCUGGUCAUGCAGGCUGCUGUGCGGCGCUUUCCGCGGUUCAGUUCGGUUGUAAGAAAGUCCUUGUGACGGACAAGUGCCCCAAGGAGUGGGCAGGUGGGAAUGGCCUGUUCACUGCUGGAGCGAUGCGUACUGUCCAUGGAGGUCUAGAGGACCUGGCGCCGCUCGUGCGCAAUGUGACGCCCGAAAUGAAGGCCCAAAUCGAUCUGGAGGCGUACUCUGCAGAGCAAUUUCGCGAGGAUAUCAUGCGACUAGGGAAGGGUCAGCCCGACCCAAAGCUCGUUGAAGCGGUGGUCAGAGGCUCCCGCGACGCCAUACAGUGUUUAGCGGAUUCGGUCCAAGUACCCUUCGUCUUGUCCUUCCAUCGCCAAGCAUACGAGGUACACGGCAGGAAGAAAUUCUGGGGUGGGAUGGCCCUUGCGGUAGAGGACGGUGGGAAGGGACUGAUUCGCGCGCACCAUGAAAGGCUCCGGGAAGCAGGCAUCGAGCUGCGGUACGAAUCGGCCGCAGUCUCUUUGCUCACCGACGGAGAGCGUGGCAUCGUUGGCGUCGUUCUACGUGAUUCGGGGACCGGCUCAGAGGUGCGCGUUACCACCCUAUCUGUCGUCCUGGCCUGCGGAGGCUUUGAGGCCAACCCUGUUCUGCGCGCGAAGCACCUGGGUGAGGGCUGGGUCCAUGCUCGGAUCCGAGGGACGCCGCAUAACACGGGAGACGGCCUGGCGCUGGCGGAGGCCGUGGGUGCGCGUCUGACAGGCGACUUUGCUGGGUGCCACAGUACCACUUGGGACGCCAACGCGCGCCUGGAAGCAGGUGACCUGGAGAUGACGAAUGCAUAUACGAAGUCGGGAUAUCCGCUCGGUAUUAUGGUCAAUGUUCUCGGCGAGCGCUUCGUAGACGAAGGAGAGGACUUCAGGAACUACACGUACGCGAAGUUUGGCCGCGCGAUUUUGGAGCAGCCCGGGGGCGUGGCCUUUCAAGUCUUCGAUGGGCGGAUGGUACCCAAGCUCCGGGAAGAAGAAUACGGCGACGGCGUCGUACGCAAGAUGACGGCGAAUAGCAUCGAGGAUCUGGCCGAUAGAUUGGAAGCGGAGGGACUGAAGGACAAGCGGCGGUUUGUGGAGACCGUGAAGGAGUUCAAUGAGGCAGUUCGCUUGCACCUGACGGAGCAUCCAGAUCGCAGGCUUGAUAUUGCUGUCAAGGACGGCCUGUCGACCCAGUCUUCGCAGAAGUCGCUCAGUGUAGCAAAAACCAACUGGGCAACAGCUUUGGAGGAGCCGCCGUUCGUCUCCGUUGCUGUCACUUGUGGUAUCACGUUCACGUUCGGCGGCCUGGCCAUCGACUGCGACACGAGCGGCGUUCUGUCCGAUGCGAGAAGCGCCCCUAUACCUGGAUUGUUUGCAACUGGAGAGGUCGUGGGCGGCCUCUUUUACCACAAUUAUCCUGGAGGAAGUGGUUUGACUGCAGGAGCCGUACUUGGACGUCAGGCCGGCAAAGGCGCCGGGAUCAGGCUGGCUGCUUAGUGCCACUGGUCGCUACUAUGACUUUUUUUGUACACGAUCGAGUGUUGGGCAGUAUCAGUACCGCAGACUGAUGCGCACAGUUGAACUGAUC